CACUAUAUCAAGGUAGAGCAUCCGUAUAACGCCGUCUUUUAACCGGACCCCGGUCAGUCUCAAUCCCGUCGACGAUCCUCGUGCAUUUUUCCAUUGCUUCGUGGCCCAUCGAAGCAAAACGGUCCUCUUCAUCAUGUAUCCGCGUUACGGCCUCCUCCUCGUGUUCGCUUAUCACGUUGUGACUGGUCUGUCCUUACCGACGGCGACCUAUGAUCAACGACAAACCGGUGAUCUAAACGUGCAAGUCCACCUGAAGGAUGUGCAAGUGGUGGCGUUGUUGGACCCGGAGAUGCUUGACGAUUACACGGAAUACGAUUAUUUCUACGAUUACGCCGACUUUACGUUGAAACCGAUCGUCAAGCCCACCACCACCAGUACUACAACUACCACCGAAACAGUUCCAUCAGAACAAAUCAAUGUCUCUGAAACACCCGAUUCUUCCUCUCAAAAUUCGACAUUUCCUUCGAUCAGCGAGACAGAUACAAAUUCUACCAUGAAAAACGCGGAAAUUCUUCUACCAGUGGACGCUGAAAAAAUAAACGAAACCUUAGCUAGUUCAUCAAUUGAAAGUUUAGAAAAUUCAACUAGUGACGGCAGUAUACUAAGAAUGAUGUUAAGUGACAAAAUUAGGAACCUGUUUGAGGAUAAGAAGGAAAAUCCAACGAAGCAUGGUAACUGGGGAUCAUCCACGGAGAAUCCGUCCAAAAGACUGUCUAGAAAACGGUGCAAAUUAGGAUAUUCACCGGAUGGGAAGGGUCGUUGUCGUCGUUUGAGUCAACGAAAAUUAUCGUUAAUUCCAUUGACGAUGAGAUUACCAUCAAAACUUUUAGACGAUCUAAGACGCAACACAAGGAAUUUGGCGCAGGAGGAAGACGAUCGAAUGCAUUUAAACUGAGCCGUGCCAUGAAUAUUCGAUGAAUCCUGUGCGAUUGUGCGAAGUUGCCUCAUGUUCCUCAUGUGACUUAAGUCGAAUUUAUAUUGUUUCAUAUUAGAAGAAAACGGUAGAUGAACACUUGCUUUCAUCCGCGAAUGAAACGAGGAUGAAAGCAGCGUUGCAACAAGUGUAAAAUGAAACACACAAAGUGAAAGAGUGUAAAUUCGGCUUUAUGUUAAUUUACGUAUGCUCCAUCUUAUAUUUCUAUGCGGCCAUAAUUCUCUAAAUCGCUGUAUAUAAUAAUAUAUAUAAGAAACGAUUAUACUUGACAGGGUUAUAAAAUUGUUGUAAUAAAUUUAUGUAUCCAUA
Molecule: messenger RNA, 1243 nt
Organism: Bombus pyrosoma
Lineage: Eukaryota; Metazoa; Arthropoda; Insecta; Hymenoptera; Apidae
Exons: 3
Coding region: 134-895 (253 amino acids)
Source: RefSeq, a predicted model, not a curated record